Molecule: messenger RNA, 921 nt
Organism: Paramecium pentaurelia
Lineage: Eukaryota; Ciliophora; Oligohymenophorea; Peniculida; Parameciidae
Source: the annotation of a GenBank genome assembly
AUGUAAAGCAAUUAAAAUAUUGUUGACACUUAAAUCAUAGGUUUAACGAAAUCUUCUAAAAUAGCAAAAUAAAAGUAAAAAGAAUAAAGAAAAUAUUGCACAAUAAAAAAGGAAUUUAAAAUCAUCAUUAACAUUCCAAAGACAUUAGAAAUAAGGGAAUACUUAAGAACUGAAAUAGAUAUUAUUUUCAGCACUGAUUAUCAGAUCAAUUCUAAUUUAGGAGAAUUAUGCACAAAUAUUUUUACAGUAGGGUACAAAAUUUUAUAGACUGAUUACUUUUCAGAUAAAUAAGCAUUUUCAUUGUUCCCAAGAAAUUUGCAAUGUGUGAGCCUAGAUGUUAUAUUUAAUUUAUUAGAAAAAAUGAAUUUGUAGAAAAGCAAAGAAGACAUAAAAUAUUUUAUGCUUGAACAUAAAAAAGGAAAUAUUUAAAUCAGUUAAUGUACUGAUGUAUAUUAUCUUGACAUGUAUGCUUCUUAAUUUCCAUAUGAAUCUUACUUAAUAAGAUAUGAUUCUACAGGAUCCAAAGUUUUAAAAUAUAUAAACAAUAUGAAAUAUCUUUAUUUAAUGGGUAUAACAAGAGAAAUGAUGGAAUGGAACUUAAAUUAAACACAUAUGUUACCUUGUGCCAUUAGAGUUGAAUCCUAUAUGGAUGUAUGGAGCAAGAUGUUUGAAGCAGUUUCUAGAAAAUCAAAUUUUUUCACAGUUGAAUUAUAAAAUUAUAAUGGUUAAAGAACAUUUGUAAAAAUGGAAUAAAGAUUAAUAUAUAUAGUAUAAGAAAAUGACAACAGCAUGUAUUGCUAUCUCUAUUGGAUAUACCAUACAAAUCCAAAUCCAAUAAUAGCAGAAAAUAACUAUUAGAAGGAAUUAGAUUCUUAAAAUCCUAAACCAAAAUAGUGUACAUAUAAAUAAAUUUGCAAUUGA